Molecule: messenger RNA, 1008 nt
Organism: Juglans microcarpa x Juglans regia
Lineage: Eukaryota; Viridiplantae; Streptophyta; Magnoliopsida; Fagales; Juglandaceae
Product: protein FAR-RED IMPAIRED RESPONSE 1-like
Exons: 1
Coding region: 1-1008 (335 amino acids)
Source: RefSeq, a predicted model, not a curated record
AUGGGACCUCCAAGGCCAUUUAUCGCUACAAGUUUCACAACAAGUGCAAGAAUUGGUCAAGAAGAUAGACCCGAUUGUCUAGAAAUUGAAGCACCAUGUACUUCUACUAAAGGAGAUGAAGAAAUUCUAUUGAAUAGACCAGAUGAACGGGAAACUGAUGAUGGCACUACCGGUACACCACAGGUAGUGCCAUCGUCGGAUGGUGAUAAUAUCAUUGAGGAGCCAAAGUCGAGGAUGGAGUUCAAUUUGUUUGAAGAUUUGUUGAGCUAUUAUAAGAAUUAUGCUAAAAAAUGUGGGUUUGGGGUGAUGACACAAAGGAGUGAGAGGUUAGAAGAUCAAAGUGUCAAAUAUGUCACCCUUGGUUGUGCACAGGGAGAGAAGGCCCGAAAUAAGACUUCCAAUGUCGCCAACCCACGUCCAACGGGAAAAAUGGACUAUAAGGCAAAGAUUAUUGCCUUAAGAGUAGAGGGAAAGAUGCGGUUGACAAUAGUCCAUAAUACACAUAAUCAUGGCCUUAACCCAAUGAAAUUCUGCUUCUUUCGAUGUAACAGAGAAGUAAGUGAGUCUGUUAAAAGAGUCCUAGACACAAAUGACUUAGCUGACAUCCGAUUAAAUAAGAGUUACAAAUCUCUUGUCGUUGGCCCAGGUGGUUUUGAGAACCUUCCAUUUUUGGAAAAUGAUUGUCGCAAUUACAUCGAUAAAGCACGACAUCUACGACUUGGCGCAUGUGGUGUUGGAGCACUUCGAGAUUAUUUUAUGAGGAUGCAGUACAAGAAUAACGGGUUUUUUGCAUUGAUAGAUUUAGACGAUGACAAGAGGUUAAAGAAUGCUUUUUGGAUAGAUCCAUGUAGUCGGGCAGCCUACCAGUAUUUUAGUGAUGUAGUUACAUUCGACACCACAUACCUGACAAAUAGGUAUGGGAUGCCCUUUGCACUAUUUGUUGGUGUAAACCACCACGGACAGUCAAUUCUUUUGGGAGCUGGGUUGAUUUCCAAUGAGGACACAUAG